This is a messenger RNA of Triticum turgidum subsp. durum (durum wheat), 1143 nucleotides long. Lineage: Eukaryota; Viridiplantae; Streptophyta; Magnoliopsida; Poales; Poaceae. The record is from the annotation of a GenBank genome assembly.
AUGGACCAGGAGAGCAGCGUGGGCGGCGGGCACCUGCAGGAGGAAGCUCCGGCGGGGGCGGCCAUGGCGAAGGAAGGAGGCAGGAAGACGAGGAGGGGCAAGCAGCAGAGGAGGGAAGGAGGAGGGGGAGGGGGAGGGGCGAGGAAGAGGAGGCAGCAGCAGCAGCAGCAGGAGUACCGGCUGGUGAGCUACGAGGAGCUGCCGGAGUACAUGAAGGAGAACGAGUUCAUCCUCAACCACUACCGCUCCGAGUGGCCGCUGCUGCACGCCUUCCUCAGCGUCUUCUCCUGGCACAACGAGACCAUCAACAUCUGGACGCACCUCCUCGGCUUCUUCCUCUUCCUCGGCCUCACCCUCUGGCACCUCGCCCAGUACUUCCCCCAGGUCGCCCACCUCAUCGGCCACCUCUCCUGGCCCAUCUCCAAGGUCGCAGAGAACGUCUCCAGCAACAUAGGCGAUGUCCUCUCCGGGGCGGCGUCGUUCAUGCAGGCGAGCCCGGGGCUGGCGAUGGCGGCGGCGGCGGGGGCGGGGCCGACGACGCGGUGGCCCUUCUUCGUGUUCCUGGCGGGGGCCAUGUUCUGCCUGAUGAGCAGCUGCGCGUGCCACCUGCUGUCCUGCCACUCGCACCGCCUCAACCUCUUCCUCAUCCGCCUCGACUACACCGGCAUCGCCGUCAUGAUCGUCGUCUCCUUCUUCCCGCCCAUCUACUACAUCUUCCAGUGCGAGCCGCGCUGGCAGCUCGCCUACCUCUCCGCCAUCUCGCUCGCCGGCGCCGCCACCGUCUACGCCCUCAUGUCGCCGCGCCUCAGCGACGCCAAGUACCGCGCCCACCGCGCGCUGCUCUUCGUCGGGAUGGGCCUGUCGGGCGUCGUGCCGGCCGUGCACGCCGCCGCGGUGAACUGGCACGAGCCGCGCCGGAACGUCACGCUGGCGUACGAGGGCGCCAUGGCCGCCUCCUACCUCGUCGGCACCGCCUUCUACCUCACCCGCGUGCCGGAGCGGUGGAGGCCCGGGAUGUUUGAUCUGUGCGGGCAGAGCCACCAGAUCUUCCACCUGCUUGUCAUCGCCGGCGCGCUCGCGCACUACGGCGCCGCCAUCGUCUUCCUCAGGGUCCGCGACGAGAUGGGCUGCCCGGCCAACUGA